Pichia membranifaciens NRRL Y-2026 is the source of this 2080-nucleotide messenger RNA. RefSeq lists its product as hypothetical. The coding region runs from base 325 to 1956 and encodes 543 amino acids. Gene Ontology annotation, biological process: carbohydrate transport; transmembrane transport. The record is from RefSeq and is a predicted model, not a curated record. Gene Ontology annotation, cellular component: membrane. Gene Ontology annotation, molecular function: carbohydrate:proton symporter activity. Lineage: Eukaryota; Fungi; Ascomycota; Pichiomycetes; Pichiales; Pichiaceae. The transcript has a single exon.
UGACUCCGUUAAUCGUUGCUGAUAACGGGUAAGACGACGGGUGGGAUGAACAGUAGCGGGAAUACCGACAGCGACGGACCCCACGGAUGGCUCGCCACCUUAUCUGCAAAAGUGGCGGCUGGCGCCAGUGGCCUCUACGACCCCACAUCUGCUCGAGAUACCGCUAGGUAUAUAAACUUAGUCAGACGGAACGUUUUGCAAAUCAAAAUUCUGGCUCUUAUUUUGUUGACGGCAAGUUUGAAAGCUUCUUCUCGCACUGCAAAAGUUCUUCAAACAAUUGACUUAGAUCGCGAGACUUGUACCGAGCAGAAAGAUAUCUAGACUAUGAAAGACACCAUCAGCGACGAAAAGAGUGCUGGGGUUCAGGAAACCGCAAUCGAAGCAGCGCUUGGCCAUGAUCCUGUCACGUUGGCCCGUGUCGAGAAAGAGAUUGGCGUUCUCGAGGCGAUAAGGACCUACCCUCUUGAGGUGUUCUGGUGUGCGGUGUUUUGCUUAGGUGUUGUGAUGGCAGGUUACGAUGGACAGAUCAUCUCGUCCUUCUAUGCGUUGCCUGCGUUCCAAAAGAGAUUUGGAAACCUGCAGAGUGACGGCACUUACCAGAUCGCAGCAUCUUGGCAAACCGCCCUUGGUAUGGGCUCCCCUAUCGGUCAGGUCAUUGGUACGUUGGGUAUUGCUUGGCCUCUUGAGUGGUAUGGAAGAAAACUCACAUACAGUGUCGUCUGUGUCGGCUGUAUCGGAUUGAUCUUCAUGCAGUUCUUUGCUCCUUCGCUUGGCGUCUUGACAGCAGGUGAGAUCCUAGCCGGUAUUUUAUGGGGGUGCAUGGUUUUGAUUGGCCCUCUUUAUGCCUCUGAGGUCGCCCAGAUUAAGUUGAGAGGGAUCUUGACCGCCAUGUCCAACUUGAGUUUUGUCAUCGGCCAGUUUGUCGCCAACGGUGUUUCUGAUGGCUUCGCAUCUAACUCAACCGAGUGGGCCUACAAAAUCCCAUUUGCAAUUCAGUGGGCAUGGCCUGUCAUUAUUCUCAUAUUACUACCUUUUGCGCCAGAAUCGCCUUAUUGGUUAGUCCGUCAUGAAAGAAUCGACGACGCCAGAAAGGCCAUCAGACAAAUCGCAUCCAAGUCUGUUUCUGACGAGAUUAUCGAGGAAAGAUUGAACUUGGUGGUGGACACCGACAAAUUGGAAAGAGAAAUGGAACAGACCACUUCUUACCGGGACAUCUUCAAGGGCUCAAACCUCAGAAGAACCGAAAUCUGCUCCAUCGUUUAUAUCAUCCAAGUCUUGUGUGGUGUUCCUUUUGCUAUGAACUACAGCACGUAUUUCUUUGAGCUUGCCGGAUUUGCUUCCAGUAGAGCUUUUGACUUGUCUCUUGGUUCAACUGCCAUCGGAUUUGUUGCCACCUUACUCACCGGUGUUUCUUUGUCCUACAUUGGUAGAAGACCUUUGUACAUCACAGGUUUGACUUUCACCACCAUCCUAUUGUUCAUCAUCGGCUUUUUGGACAUUCCAAGCAACUAUCUAAGCAGACCUUCUCUUUCACAAACCCAAGCUGCCUUGAUGUUGAUUUGGUCCUUCGCUUAUCAGCUGACUGCUGGUGCCUUAUGUUUUGUGUUGAACGGUGAAGUCCCUUCCACCAAAUUGAGAAGCAAAACCAUUGCUUUUGCCACCGCUGUUCAGGCCCUUGUCUUUAUUGCCGCCACUGUUGCUUUACCAUAUAUGCUAAACCCAGAAAAUGGUAACUUGCGUGGUAAAACCGGUUUCAUCUUUGCUGCGUUCUCUUCAGUCUGUUGCGUCUGGGCUUUCUUCAGACUUCCAGAAACAGCAAACAGAAGUUUCGAAGAGUUGGACAUCAUGUUCCACAACAAGGUUCCUACAAGAAAGUUUGCAAACUACGUGAUCGACUACUCUGAGGUCAAAGCUUUGACUUUCGAAGAAUCAGAAUCCGAGAAAAACUCGGUAUAAUUAUCAUGCAGUCGUUUAAUUUUUGUGUAGCUACACCUUUACGUUCCUUUACUUAUCCGCUCUAAUUUUAUGUGUAUGCCCUGAAACUACUUCAUGAACGGUUGCAAUCUUCCUUCUCUGUCUC